AUGAAACUGCUCGACUUUCAUUAUUCAAUUAAUAAUAAUCGAUUUGAAGUUUACUCACAUUUUGGCUUACUUAGCAAUAAACAAAGGAAAUUCAAAUAUUUGUACAAAGCAGGCGGGAACAUGACUCGUUUGGGCUUUGUUUCAAGUCAAGUAACCAGAAUAUGUCAAGUCAAAGGAAUGUUCCAAAUUGAGUAA
Messenger RNA from Clunio marinus, 195 nucleotides. The record is from the annotation of a GenBank genome assembly. NCBI's taxonomy places the organism in Eukaryota, Metazoa, Arthropoda, Insecta, Diptera, Chironomidae.